Anolis carolinensis (green anole) is the source of this 4069-nucleotide messenger RNA. It is a transcript of the gene kif23, whose product is annotated as kinesin family member 23. The transcript has 24 exons. Gene Ontology annotation, cellular component: nucleus; kinesin complex; microtubule. The record is from RefSeq and is a predicted model, not a curated record. NCBI's taxonomy places the organism in Eukaryota, Metazoa, Chordata, Lepidosauria, Squamata, Anolidae. Gene Ontology annotation, biological process: microtubule-based movement; mitotic spindle midzone assembly. Bases 129 to 3143 code for a protein of 1004 amino acids. Gene Ontology annotation, molecular function: microtubule binding; ATP binding; ATP hydrolysis activity.
UUCUCCUCUUUUCUGCGUCCUGAUUGGAGGGAUUUGGAUUAAAGCAGUCCGUCUGUGCGAGGGAAAGUUUGAACUGAAGCUUCGGGAAAUAGAGAAGAGAGGAAAGAAAAGAAAGAGGCGGUGGAGCCAUGAAGGCGGCUGCAAGAACUAAAACGCCUCGUAGAUAUGUGCAAAAGAAGUCCUCCAAAGAUACUUUGAAGGACCCUGUUGGGGUGUACUGCCGUGUGCGUCCUGUGAGUGUGCCGGACCAAGAGUGCUGCAUAGAGAUUGUCAGCAGCACAACAGUCCAGGUUCAUCCUCCCGAAGGAUAUCGCAUUGUUCGCAAUGGGGAGUACAAAGAGGUCCAGUAUUCCUUUAAAGAAGUCUUUGGCACCUCUGCUACUCAGAGAGAAGUAUUUGAUGUGGUUGCUCGGCCUUUGGUAGAAGAUCUUAUCCAUGGAAAAAAUGGCCUGCUUUUCACCUAUGGCGUCACAGGGAGUGGGAAGACCCACACCAUGACAGGCUCCCCUGGUGAAGGUGGGCUGCUUCCGCGCUGCUUGGACAUGAUCUUCAACAGCAUUGGAUCUUUCCAGGCUAAACGAUAUGUUUUCAAGCUCGACGACAAGAAUGGGGUCGAUGUCCAAGGUGAUGUGGAUGCUUUGCUGGAGCGUCAGAAAAGGCAAAUACUCCAGACCCCCAAAACUCCAUCAAGCAAGCGGCAAAUAGAUCCAGAAAUUGCUGACAUGAUUAAUGUGCAAGAUAACUGCAAAGCAGGGGAAAUCGACGAAGACAAUGUCUACAGCGUGUUUGUCUCCUACAUUGAGAUCUAUAAUAACUACAUCUAUGACCUUUUAGAUGAAACCCCCAUCGACCCCACAAAGCCAAAGUGGAACACCUGUGGCACUCCAGUACGGAACCCUGAAUUUUUGCUUCCGCAAUCCAGAAGUCUCCGUGAAGAUCAGAACCACAAUAUGUAUGUGGCAGGAUGCACAGAGGUGGAAGUCAAGUCUACAGAGGAAGCCUUUGAAGUCUUCUGGAGAGGCCAAAAGAAGAGGCGCAUUGCAAACACUCAGCUAAAUCGAGAAUCUAGCCGUUCACACAGUGUCUUUCUUAUCAAACUGAUCCAAGCGCCUUUGGAUGCAGAUGGCGACAAUGUUCUACAGGACAGAGAACUGAUAAUCUUGAGCCAGUUAUCUUUGGUUGACCUGGCCGGAAGUGAGCGAACAAACAGAACAAAAGCGGAAGGAAGCAGACUGCGUGAGGCAGGUAACAUCAAUCAGUCUCUGAUGACGCUCAGAACCUGUAUUGAAGUUCUGCGGGAAAACCAAACAUAUGCCACUAAUAAGAUGGUCCCCUAUCGAGACUCAAAGUUGACACACCUUUUCAAGAACUACUUUGAUGGGGAAGGAAAAGUGCGCAUGAUUGUCUGUGUCAACCCAAAGGCUGAAGACUAUGAUGAGAGUCUGCAAGUCAUGCGAUUUGCGGAGAUCACUCAAGAAGUGGAGGUGGCUAGGCCUGCUGACAAGCCUCUCUGUGGGCUGAUGGCUGGCCGGCGGUUUAAAAACCUGGCCUUUCAGGAAGAGCUCUCCCGGCAGCUGGAGCUUCGAGGCGGACCGGUCGACAGAGAUAGAGAAAUGUCUGCCAUGGAGACACUCUUGAAGAGCUAUCCCCCAUUGCCAUCCUGUGAACUUCUGGACAUCAAUGACGACCAGACUCUUCCUCGGCUGAUUGAAGCGCUAGAAAAGCGCCAGCGCACCCGGCAGGCAAUGAGGGAAGAAUUUGCCAAAAAUGUUCUUUGUAUGAAGGGCAUGUUACAAGAACUUGAUGCCAACAUUGUCGCAAGAGAGAACUACACACAUUUACAAAUGGUCGAAAAGGACAAAAUCAUCUCAGGGCAAAAAACAGAAGUCGAACGCCUCGAGAAGAAAUCAAAAACACUUGAAUACAAGAUUGACAUCUUAGAGAAAACCACAACAAUCUAUGAGGAAGAAAAGCGCAAUUUGCAACUGGAGCUGGAGAACAAGACCCAGAAGCUCCAGCGCCAGGUGUCAGACAAGCGCCGAAUGGAGACCCGGCUGCAAGGCAUGGUGACAGAGACAACCACAAAGUGGGAGAAGGAAUGUGAGCGACGGGUGGCAGCCAAGCAACUUGAGAUGCAGAACAAGCUCUGGGUGAAGGAUGAGAAACUCAAGCAGCUGAAAGCCAUUGUUACAGAGCCCAAGGCCAUCAAACCGGAGAGGCCUUCUCGGGAGAGGGACAGAGAGAAGGCCAUGCCGAGGUCCUUGUCUCCCCCACCGGUCCCUCUUUCCAGUCACUGCGUCCCUCAGCUCCACCACAGCAACAACAACCCCCUGCUGCCAUCCACUCAAAAUCAGCCCCAGCUGCACAGGCGCUCUAACUCUUGCAGCAGCAUUUCGGUGGCCUCCUGCAUCUCGGAAUGGGAGCAGAGGACGCCCACUCAUGGCAGCAAGCACCCCGGCAUGGCCAGAGACAGGAAUAGACCUCAAGAGCCAGAGCAAGCAGGGCCCUCCUCACUCGUGACAGAGCGGCGGCGGGGCAUAUGCUGGAGCAGAGGCCCUGAGAGUGGUCAAGGAGCUACAGAGGCAGACGAGGAUUUCUGCUGCAGGAAUGCUCCACCAGUCCGGCUGCGUCACCGGCGCUCCCGCUCAGCUGGGGAGAGGUGGGUUGACCACAAGCCCCCCUCCCACCUCCCAAUGGACACUGUCAUGAAGCCCCACGUGCCCCAUGCUAUCACAGUGACUGCUGCCAAUGAAAAGGCCCUGGCCAAAUGCGACAAGUACAUGCUGACCCACCAGGAACUGGCUUCGGACGGGGAGAUCUCCACAAAGCUGAUCAAGGGUGACGUUUACAAGACCCGAGGAGGUGGACAAGCCGUCCAGUUCACUGAGAUUGAGACUCUGAAACAAGAAUCUCCAACAGGCCGCAAGAGACGCUCUUCUCCCAUGAGCCCGGUGCCUCCGGAUGAAGCCACAGAAUCCGAAUGGACCGAUGUGGAGACGAGAUGUUCAGUCGCUGUGGAGAUGAAGGCUGGCUCACACCUGGGCCCUGGAUAUCAGCACCAUGCUCAGCCCAAGUUCCGGCCACCAUGCAGUGGAGGUGUUCCAUUCGGCUCAGGGGAAGAACAAGGCAGUUUUACCAGAUGAGUUAAACAGGCAGGAAAGAGAGUCAGUCUUGGAGGUAAAAUUAUAUAGACAAAUAGUUAUCGAAAGGUUCCCUUCAAACAGGAACUCAGGGAGACCUGACAGAUAGAGCGGAUUUCAAAGGUGGGCAACCUCUUUGGGGUUGAGUUUGGUUUUGCCUGCACUACUUGUUCUUUUUGCCUCAAAGUAGGAGGUGACAUUUUCUAGCUAGGAAAGGCCAUCUCCCUCUUUUUUUCCCCUCUCCCUUUUUUUUGGGGGGGGGGGUGACAUCCUGUCACCUUCCAGGUGUUGGUCUGCAAUGAUAUGUAUUUACCCUACAUUUAUGUCCCAUGUGGUUGAGGUAUGAAGUUUGUGGCUCUGCUUUAUCCCCUGAGUCCCAAGGCCACCCAGUCCACUUCAUUGCACAGCAGGGACUUUGGUGAAGGAAACCCACCAUGUUUUGCUGUAGUUUAGAUCAAUUCUGAGGGUUGGGGUGAUGGUCUGGCCUUUACCCCUUCCUGAGUCCAAAGGAAAUGGGGCUGUUUCAUUCUUAACUCCUUUAUGGGAUGAUGAACACUUGUAGGGGCUUGGCCCAGCUUCUCUGCUUGUUCCCAGUUGUGCUUCUCCACCCAGUCCAUUGAGAGCUGGAAUUUCUAGAGGAAAUGGAGGCCUUCUCCUUUUCUUCUUCUUCCUCUUCUCUUUAUACCUCGCCCUUCUUGAGGAUACUCAAGCCAGCUAACAACCACAAACUUUGAUCAAUUUAAAGCAAAGUGAGUGCAAAAGUUUAAGAAACAAAUAAAUCUCAUGAGGGCCAGGCUCCAAUUCGGCUUUAGGCAUUUUAGGCAGCUCCAGGGUGCCACAGCAUCUGGGUGCAUGGGAAGAGGAACAUUUUAUAUCUGCUUACAAACCAACCUACCACAAUCAACCUUCUUUUGAACUACAUGUUUUCC